AUGAAAGCUUCCACCGGGGGCGAGGCCACGCUGCCUUCGAAAAUCCCUUUCUGGCGCUUGAUCUUCGACCAAAAGGUCAUCACCGAAGAAGUCAUGCAAUUUACCUACGCAGGUUCAGGCACCGAAGACGAUCCAUAUGCCGUUGUCUGGAUCCCUGCCGACCCACGCAACCCUAUGAACUUCCACCCGAUCAGGAAAUGGUCUAUUACACUCCUAGUAUCAUUUGUGACUCUCGCAGUAUCAUUGGUCUCAUCCGCAUUUUCAGGCGGAAUGAGCCAGAUCAUGGAAGACUUUGAUUCAUCCCAGGAAAUUGUCAUUCUAGGCGUAUCGCUCUUCGUGCUCGGAUUCGCUAUUGGGCCCUUGAUCUGGGCACCUCUUAGUGAGAUCUUCGGCAGGAGACAUAUCUUUACUAUUUCUUUUAUGUUCCUCACUGUCUUCAAUGCGGGCGCUGCGGGCGCUAAAAAUAUCGAGACACUCAUUAUCUUACGUUUCCUGGCGGGUUCCUUUGGAUCUUCCCCGUUUGGAAAUGGAGGCGGCACUAUUGCGGAUAUGUUCCCAGCAUCUCAGCGUGGUAUUGCCAUUAGUCUUUUUGCUGCUGCGCCCUUCCUAGGACCGACACUAGGCCCUGUGAUUGGAGGAUUUCUAGCUUCUGCUGCCGGUUGGAGGUGGGUGGAGGGACUACUUGCUGCGUUCUCGGGCCUGCUCUGGCUAUGUAUUAUCUUCUUGUUACCAGAGACAUACGCACCUGUCCUCCUACGCCGUCGUGCAGAAAAGAUGUCUUCCUUAACUAGCAAAGUGUAUCGCAGUCAGUUUGACAUCGACCGUGGCCCAGCGCCUAUGGGAAAGACGCUGAAAACUGCGCUUUCUCGCCCGUGGAUCCUGCUCUUCUGUGAGCCAAUUGUGCUUCUGUUCUCCAUAUAUAUGGCAAUUAUCUAUGGCACACUCUAUAUGCUCUUCGCCGCAUACCCAAUCGUCUUCCAAGAAGUCCGCGGAUGGAGCGAAGGCGUUGGUGGCCUCGCUUUCCUUGGUAUCCUUGUCGGUAUGGUGAUGGCCGUGAUAUACACAUUCCCCGAGAAUAUCCGCUACGCCAAAAAGUGCAGCCAGACCACCGACCGGCUCGCUCCCGAGCUGAGAUUACCCCCAAGCAUGAUCGGCGGCAUCGCACUGCCCAUUGGUUUAUUCUGGUUUGCCUGGACCAACUCCCCUAGCAUCCACUGGAUGGUCUCCGUCGCAGCAGGAGCACCAUUCGGUUUCGGCAUGGUUCUCGUAUUCCUCAGCGUAUUCAACUACCUGAUCGACUCAUACACCAUCUUCUCUGCCUCUGUCCUAGCCGCGAACUCCGCCCUACGCUCACUAUUCGGCAUGGCCUUCCCGCUCUUCACAACAUACAUGUACCAUAAUCUGGGCAUUCACUGGGCCUCUUCGAUUCCGGCAUUUCUGGCACUCGCAUGCAUUCCCUUCCCGUUCUUCUUCUACAAGUAUGGAGCGCGAAUCAGACAGCGCUGCAAGUACGCUUCUGAAGCGGAUGCCUUCAUGCGUCGCCUUGCUGAGAGGAACCGAGCGCUCCGUCGUGAAGAGCCUUUUUCACAGAAGGACGAGAAGACAGAGGUGGUUCUGGUACCUGAUGGUGAGGACUCUAGUGAUAGUGAUGCUCUGUCUGCUGUUCCAUCACGCGGCACGAUCGCGCGUUAUGCGUCCCGCGCGUCUCGGCACUCUGGUCGGUCUUUGAAUCGCGUUGCGACUGCGACGCAAUAUGAGGAGAACCCUUAUGACUUAGAUCUGGUCAAUACUCGACAAUCGGCUAUCAGCCGCAAGGAUUGA
Penicillium vulpinum is the source of this 1821-nucleotide messenger RNA. Its product is annotated as MFS transporter. The transcript has a single exon. NCBI's taxonomy places the organism in Eukaryota, Fungi, Ascomycota, Eurotiomycetes, Eurotiales, Aspergillaceae. Gene Ontology annotation, molecular function: fluconazole transmembrane transporter activity. The coding region runs from base 1 to 1821 and encodes 606 amino acids. Gene Ontology annotation, biological process: xenobiotic detoxification by transmembrane export across the plasma membrane. The record is from RefSeq and is a predicted model, not a curated record.